Clunio marinus is the source of this 1073-nucleotide messenger RNA. Lineage: Eukaryota; Metazoa; Arthropoda; Insecta; Diptera; Chironomidae. The record is from the annotation of a GenBank genome assembly.
GGGAAGAACGAGAGAAAAUGAAAAUUUCUUCAGUUAUUUUUGAAGCGUUUCUGAUCUGCGCGGUUGGUGCAAAAGUUUUACCAUUAAAAUCUCAGAACUACAUAAAAUGUACCAAAAAAAAUUCAAUUUUGUGGCCAGAUUACAGCGAUCGAAAUAAUUAUUUUGAAUGUGUUGGUGAACAGCAUUUUGUUAAACGACCAUGUCCUGGCAAAACUGUUUUCAAUUAUCAUGCACAGCAGUGCACAUGGCCAGAUGAUUGGAUUGAACCACCAAGUGUGAACCAAUUGAUUGUGUCACAAUCUCAGGAACUGAAAGAGUUUGUCUCAGAUUUCUCGCCAUCUUGUCUCGUAUCAGAACUUCAUCUCUUCCUACCAGAUCCAAACCACCCGCGAGAUUACUUUCGAUGCACUGGAAUUGGACAGUCUGAAAGGUGGUCAUGUCCAGUGAAUCACGUUUUCGUUUUUCUCAUUCAAAUGUGCAUAUUUGAAGAACCUUCAACUACGACUUUAAAGCCAAUUGAAAGAUUCCCAAAUUGUACGGAAUUUGAACUUCACAUAACAAUGCCAGAUCCUUGGUAUGCAGAAAAGUUUUUCACUUGCACAGGAAUCGGAAAGUUUGAACUGCAUGAAUGUCCGGAAGGAACAGUUUUCGUUUUUAUGAUGCAAAUGUGUGUGUUGUCGAAUGAAAUAACUGAACCAGAGAACAUCCCCACAUUGGAACUUCCUCAAAUACCAUCAGUGAAAACAUUUCCAACAAUUCCAUCGACUGUUCCAGAAGAAACUUCAACAUCAACUUAUUCGGAAAAUGAAACUGAGAUGGAAGUGACCACAAUUGAAACUACAAAACAUGAAGCAACUUCGACAACUUCUCGUUAUCCUUAUCGCAAAGUUAAAUGCAUUAUUUGUUGGCGACCAACAUGUGAAAGAAAUGAAGAAACUUUAAAAUGGUCUGACUACGAUGAACCACGAAACUUUUUCCAAUGUUUAAGUGAAGGAGUUUUCAUUCUUAAAUCUUGUCCCAAGGAUUUUAUUUUCGAUUUUCAAACACAGAAAUGUGUCAUUAAAAAGUUGUAA